AUGUCCUCAUUUGAUAACGACAUCCCAGGAAUACUUGCAACUUUACGUUCAGAAGCAGAUCCAAAUUUAUCACCAUUAUUUUAUACUUUUGAAGAUUUAUAUCAACGUAAAUUAUGGCAUCAAUUAACUGAAUCAUUAGAUAUUUUUUAUAAAAACCCAUUAUCAAAUAAAAUUAAAUUAAGAUUAUAUAAUAAUUUUAUUUCAAAUUUUAAAACCAAUAUAAAUCAAUUAAAAUUAGUUCAAUUUUUAUUAUUAUCAAUUAAUAAUUUAGAAAAUUCAAAUGAAUCUUUGGAAUAUUUAACUUCAUUACAAAAAGAUUUAGAAUCUCAAGAUAAUGUUGAUAAAGAACAAGCUUUAAUUUUCAUUAAUAUAGAAAUUGCAAGAUUAAAUUUAAGAUUAGGUAAAGAAAUUGAAGCAAGAGAAUUUUUAGAUGAUAUUACCUCGAAAUUAGAUAAAUUUGAUUCAAUUGAUUUAAAAAUUAAUCAAUCAUUUUUUUCAACAAAUUCAGAAUAUUUUAAAAUUAAAUCAGAUUAUAAUAAUUUUUAUUAUCAAAGUUUAUUAUAUUUAUCAACUUUACAAAUUAAUGAAGAUUUAACUUUAGUUGAACAACAAAAAUUAGCUUAUGAAUUAAGUAUUAGUGCAUUAUUAGCUGAUAAAAUUUAUAAUUUUGGUGAAUUAUUAACACAUCCAAUUUUGAAAACACUUGAAAAUGGUUCAUAUCAAUGGAUUAUUGAAUUAUUAUAUGCAUUAAAUAGUGGUUCAAUUAAUUCUUUUUCCAAAAUCCUAGUUAAUUUAGAAAAAGUUCCAAUUUUGAAAAAUUCAGAAUCUUUUUUGAGACAAAAAAUUUGUUUAAUGACAUUAGUUGAAUUAGUUUUCAGUAAAUCUAUAAGAACUAUAACAUUUGAAGAAGUUUCAAAAGUUACAUAUUUACAAAUUGAUGAAGUUGAACAUUUAGUUAUGAGAGCUUUAAGUUUAGGUUUAUUAAAAGGUUCAAUUGAUCAAAUUAAUCAAUCAAUUUCAAUAAAUUGGGUUCAACCAAGAAUUAUUAAUAAAGAACAAAUUGAAAAUAUGAAACAAAGAUUAAUUAAUUGGGAUGAAAACGUUGUUAAAUUAGGUAAAUUUAUGGAAACAAAUGGUAAAGAAAUUUGGAUUCAAUAG
Molecule: messenger RNA, 1158 nt
Organism: Hansenula ciferrii
Lineage: Eukaryota; Fungi; Ascomycota; Saccharomycetes; Phaffomycetales; Wickerhamomycetaceae
Gene: RPN9
Product: proteasome regulatory particle lid subunit RPN9
Exons: 1
Coding region: 1-1158 (385 amino acids)
Biological process (GO): ubiquitin-dependent protein catabolic process
Cellular component (GO): proteasome regulatory particle, lid subcomplex; cytosol; nucleus
Molecular function (GO): structural molecule activity
Source: RefSeq, a predicted model, not a curated record